Thecamonas trahens ATCC 50062 is the source of this 3607-nucleotide messenger RNA. Its product is annotated as endoplasmic reticulum Ca-transporting P-type ATPase. The record is from RefSeq and is a predicted model, not a curated record. Gene Ontology annotation, molecular function: P-type ion transporter activity; nucleotide binding. Gene Ontology annotation, cellular component: endoplasmic reticulum membrane. The coding region runs from base 1 to 3576 and encodes 1191 amino acids. NCBI's taxonomy places the organism in Eukaryota, Apusomonadida, Apusomonadidae. Gene Ontology annotation, biological process: intracellular calcium ion homeostasis. The transcript is spliced from 2 exons.
AUGAGCGGGCUCAGCGCAGACGACGAAGUUGAGUUUUGCUGGCUUCUCCUCGCUGCUGUCCUCCUCAUCCAAGCUACAGUCCUCCUCGCUGGCUACUGGUCCGUUCCUCUCAAGGCUCGCUUGACGGCAAGGCGACUGGUGUGCAACGCAGAGUCACUCGCUUGGGCUGAUUCGGUCCUCGCUCUGCCUACAAAGCUUCGUGGAAAGGCCCAGAUCUUGGAUCUGCGCAAGAGUGAGAAUCGUCAAGGUCUGGACGCUACCUUUGUCGUCUUUCAGCAGCAAGUCUAUCGCUUUGGCGAGCUUGAUGGUGCUGGUCGCUUUGGUUUUGGUCGUCCAGAGCUUCCGAUCGGCAAGCCGCGCGAGUUCUAUGCCGCUGCACGCGGGUUGGAGUCGCCCGAGAGCCUCGCCGCGGCGCAUGAGAUGUACGGCGGCAACUCGUUCGACGUCCCGUCGCGGACGUUCAAGGACAUGUACAUCGAGCACGCGCUUGCGCCGUUCUUUGUCUUUCAGAUCAUGUGUGUCCUUCUCUGGCUCCUCGACGAGUACUGGCACUACGCCCUGCUCACGCUCGUCAUGCUUCUGUUCCUCGAGGGUGUCAUGGUCAAGCAGCGGCUGCGCAACCUGGCCGCCCUUGGCUCGAUGUCGCCCGAGCCGUCAAAGGUCAAUGUCCUCCGUGAGGGCACGUGGUCGUCAGUCUGGUCGACCACGCUGGUGCCCGGCGACAUCAUUGCUCUCGCCGGCCCACGCGGCCGCAACGAGGCCGACCCGGGCGCCGUCCCCUGCGACGUCGUCCUCCUCUACGGCAAGGUCAUUGUCAACGAGGCCAUGCUCACCGGCGAGUCGGUCCCGCAGGCCAAGGAGCCGCUCCUUGAGGGCGGCGACGCCUGGCCGGCCGACCGUACCCUCUCGCUCGAGUCGGACAAGCUCCACAUUGUGUUUGGUGGCACGACGGUGGUCCAGCACUCAGAGCCGACCAGUGCCGUCCCAUUCCGGUCCUUCCGCUCUGGCGCUGCCCUCGGCAUGGUUGUCCGCACCGGCUUUGACACUGCCCAGGGCUCGCUCGUCCGCACCAUUGUCUUUGCUGCCCAGCGCAUGACCGCGGCUAACGCCGAGGCACUGGGCUUCAUCUGCUUCCUCCUCGCGUUUGCCCUCCUCGCAGCGUGGCAUGUGUGGACUACCGGCAUCGAGCGGGCCAUUCUCCCCAAGUCCAAGCUCCUGCUCGAGUGCAUCCUGAUUGUCACCUCGGUCGUGCCGCCCGAGCUCCCUAUGGAGCUCUCGAUGGCUGUCAACUCGUCCCUUGUCGCGCUCCAGUCCAAGGGCGUGUUUUGCACCGAACCGUUCCGCAUUCCCUACGGCGGCAAGGUCGACGUCUGCUGCUUUGACAAGACCGGGACGCUCACCACCGAGGAGCUUGUGGUCCGUGGUGUCGCCGGCGUCGAUGCCAACAACCCUGACCGCCUCGUCCGCGCCAGCUCUGCCCCGCCGGCCGCCGGCCUUGUCCUCGGCGCCUGCCACUCGCUUGUCGCCAUGCGGGCCGAGGUCGUCGGCGACCCGAUGGAGCGGGCCGCGCUCCACGCCUCGCGCUGGCACCUCACCUCGACCGGCGCCGAGAUUGGCCGCGGCGGCAUGAAGACCUCGGCCUUCCAUGUUCGGGUCUUCCACUUUAGCUCGAGCCUCAAGCGCAUGUCGGUCAUUGCCAAGAUCCAGCACGGCGGGAUGGGCGCCAAGACGCCGAUGGUGCUCACUAAGGGCGCACCCGAGGUCAUCGCCAACUGCGUCGCUGACCUUCCGCACUGGUACUGGUCGGCGUACUCGGGCUGGGCCCGCAAGGGCGCCCGCGUCAUCGCCCUCGCCACCCGGACGCUCACCGAGGCCGAGGCUGCCAAGCCGAGCGCCGUCCCGCGUGAUGUUGCCGAGUCGAACCUCGAGUUUGCCGGCUUUCUGGUCAUGAACUGUCCGCUCAAGGUCGACUCGCUCGCCUCUAUCGACGAGCUGCACGAGUCGUCGCACCGGACCAUGAUGAUCACCGGCGACGCGCUCCUGACUGGCAUUUCGGUCGCCGAAAAGCUCGGCAUGGCCACCCGCCAGGUCCUCACUCUUCUCGCCGACCCGGUGAGCGGCAUGCCGACCGAGUGGAUCGAUCCCGAGCUCUCGAUCCUACUCUCGACCUCUAGCGCGUCCGCCCGGCGUGUAGCCUCCGAGUUGUCGCUCACCCGUCUGCCAGUGGCAGCCUACACACCCGCCACUGUGGGCGAGCUUGUCUCGAGCUACGACGUGGCCCUUGACGGACCUGGCUUUGCCGCCCUCGCCGACCACGAUCCCGCGCUUCUUGACGCGCUCCUUCCCUACGUCCGCGUCUUUGCGCGCGUCACCCCGCAGCAAAAGGAGCUGGUGCUGGCGACGCUGCGGCGGCUCGGCCUCACCACACUCAUGUGCGGCGACGGGACCAAUGAUGUCGGCGCGCUCAAGCAGGCUCACGUCGGCGUAGCGCUGCUCAAUGUGGACAACGGUGCGUCGCUCCGGGCCAAGAUCCGGGCCGACGCUGGGCUUCCUGUCGAGCACGCUGCUGGAGAUGAUGAUGACGACGACGAGAGCGAGGCUGCAGCGUCGUCAACGGGCGCGCGCAAGGCUGCUGAGCUCCGCAAGCGCAAGGCGGAGCGCGCAGGCCUCAGCGCCAAGGAGCUGGCGGCAGCGCGGCGCAAGGCGCGGGCCAAGGGCAAGGGCAAGAAAAACCGCUCCGGCGGUGCCGCGCCGCAGGGCUCGUUGGCGGCGGCCAUGUCGUCCGAGCCGGUCAUCAAGCUCGGCGAUGCGUCGAUUGCCUCGCCAUUCACCUCCAAGUCGUCGUCGAUCCACGCCAUUUGCCUCGUCAUCCAGCAGGGUCGGUGCACGCUCGUCACCACCCACCAGAUGUACCGCAUUCUUGCCCUCAACUGCCUGGUCAACGCCUACGCGCUCUCGGUCCUCUACCUCGAUGGCGUCAAGUUUGGCGACUUGCAGAUGACGCUCAUGGGCAUCCUGGUCGCGGUCUGCUUCCUCUUCAUCUCGCGGUCCAAGCCGCUGCCGACCCUCUCUGCCGCACGGCCGCAGCCGCGGGUCUUCACCGCCUACCUUCUCGUCUCGCUCCUCGGUCAGUUUGCGGUCCACCUCGGCGCGCUGAUGUACCUCGUCGCCGCUGCCAAGGACGCCAUCGGCCUCGGGCCGAACGAAGUCGUCUCGGCCGAUCUCGAGGCCGACUUUGAGCCCAACGUCGUCAACAACGUCGUCUUUAUCCUCUCGGCAUGGAUGCAGACCGCCAACUUUGCCAUCAAUUACCGCGGGCACCCGUUCAUGGAGGGUCUCCGUGAGAACAAGAUCCUCAUCUACAUUCUUGCCACCAUGGCCUCGCUCCUCAUCCUCCUUGCGCUCGGCGUCAUCCCGCCGCUUGCCUACCUUGCCGAGCUCGCACCGUGGCCCUCGUUUUCCUUCCAGCUCCUCGUCGUCGCCACGCUCGUCGCCGAUGCCAUCGGUGCCCUCGCCAUGGAGCACAUUGCCUCGGUCCUCUUCAACCGUGCCGAGCCGCGGCUUCCUGUCCAGUAGUUGAGCCUGUAAAGCAGACCACCCGCCUGUA